Molecule: messenger RNA, 3493 nt
Organism: Biomphalaria glabrata
Lineage: Eukaryota; Metazoa; Mollusca; Gastropoda; Planorbidae
Product: serine/threonine-protein phosphatase 6 regulatory ankyrin repeat subunit A-like
Exons: 2
Coding region: 1818-3164 (448 amino acids)
Biological process (GO): RNA processing; intracellular signal transduction
Molecular function (GO): RNA binding; RNA nuclease activity; protein binding
Source: RefSeq, a predicted model, not a curated record
CGCUCUCUGUUGCUCACUCAUCUUCCUCGCUCUUUAACCAAAAAUAUGCGUCAUACAAGGGACACAAUUUCGGUCGAUAUGAUGCAAGGGAAGUAAUCCAAAAGUUUUUUCCCCCUCUAGAAUUAUCCUCGCACCAGAUUUCAUUCGCAGUGCAUCUGUUUGAUAACCGAAGUUUCUCUUUGUUCAGUGUGCUAUGGACUAGACACACCACACAGCUAUGGUGCAGUUGACAGUCUGUGUUGGGGAAACUCUCUAAUAAAGAAAAACAACAUGUGAUUAUGAAUUCGAAGAUAUUUAUUAGGAUACAGUUUUAUUUGUAGUUUAUUCUAAAAGGUUCCAACUGCUAUCAGUGAACCUUAGAAUGAGUACGUGAUCAUUCAAAUUUACGCAGUUGGCAGCAUGUAGGUAUGGCACUCUUUGUUUAUGUACGUUUAGUUGGCAGUAUAUUAAGUCCUUGUGAGUUACCUAGGUCCAUGCCACGAUGUACUAUACUGUUGAACCCUGCUACAUAGAGUCUAGAUCAGACAAUAGAUAUUCAGUAUGAAGUUUGGAGCAUCCACUAGAACAUUCUAGACUAAAUACGUGUGACAGCUGAAGUGCUAUUUAUAGACACUAUCAGCUGCUCGCGACGUGUGCUCCCAUCAUGCACGACGUCAUCGGUGGACAGUGCGCGUGCAAGGGCAGAUAAUUCAAGAGGGAGAUGAUCUACGUGAGCGUCAGUUAUUUCCCAUGCAGGCCCGUUACAAGACGUCGUUAUCAGAGUUAUCACCCCCUGACUCCCAGCUCUGAUUGAACUAACCGCAUUGAAGACAAAGAAUGCUUUACCUGGCAGUAUUACCAUGAAUGAAGGUGGACGAAUGGAUGGGUGGAUUGAUGGAUGGUUGGAGGAAACAAAUCAAUGAAGGUGUUGAGCACACAAACACAGCUCACAGCUAGUUGUGUGUUUACCUCAUUGCGAGUGUGUUAAUCGUCUGGUAUCACCUCCCAGGUCUAGUGAACACGUGUGAUAGAAACAUUUCAAUUACACAAACCUGGGACUCAUUUUAAAAUCAUCCUUCUCUUCCAACAUUUUGUUGUCAAAAUGGCGUAUAGACUACCUUGUACAUUAUGAAUACCUACAGAUAUAGUUUUAAAAUAAUACUCAAAAUAAGAAAACCUAACAAGAAUGAUGACUUAUAUUGCUGACCUGCUAAACAUGUCCCAAUGCGGUGUAAGGCACACUUAAUCGGUGCUUCAAAUCUAUUUUGUAGUUAAAACUUGUAGUCCUUUAUAUAGAGAAUGAAGUUUACACUUCGGGUGCACAGUAUUACUAUUUUAUAAUUUAAAUACAACAAACUUCUCUCUAAACAAAUUGUCUAUUAAUUAAGGGCUUACCUUACAAGUAACAUACUCUACACUUUAUAGAGAAUAGAACAUCUUGCAGCACAGUGUAGACAACUCACUCAACAAAACCUUUAAGCUAAUUAAAAACUGCGAAAUGUAGUUCUAUAAAGUAGUCAACGUUGGAUUGGAAGUUUAGAAAUGAAGAUUUGGACACAAACUGAAACAAACUGAAUUCAAGAGAACUUGUAGAUAUAGUGACUUAAAGUAACUGAAUUCAAGAGAACUUGUAGAUAUAGUGACUUUAAGUGACUGAAUUCAAGAGUACUUGUAGAUAUAGUGACUUAAAGUGACUGAAUUCUAGAGAACUUGUAGAUAUAGUGACUUAAAGUAACUGAAUUCAAGAGAACUUGGUAGAUAUAGUGACUUAAAGUAACUGAAUGACUCUAGAUUUCGAACAUGUAUUUUAUUGACCCCAGGCAGUAGUCCAUGUUACAAUGACACUGGAAAUGUUGUCCCAAUGCGUGUCACAUGUGACCUUAACCUUGUCACACAGCACGCCCACUAGUAUACCCGCACUUCAGCCCAAGGGACGUAAAGCCACCAAACAGACUGCCACGUCAACCAUGUCACGCCAAGACGUCCAACUGGAGAGUAGUUCUAAUGUCACGUCACCCAUGUCACGUCAUGACAUCACACUGGAGAGUAGUUCUAGUGCGAUGCAUCUUGAAAUCAUACAAGCGGCCAAGUCGAACAAAGAACAAGACGUGGCUCGUGCACUGCUGGACAAUCUCGCCAGCCUGUAUAACGUGGACGAAGCUGGGCGCACAGCUUUACACUGGGCUACAGAAUACGGCUACGUUAAAAUAGCCCACGUCCUAAUCAAUGCGUCUCGGGAUUCUAGCCGAGAAGUUUUGUUGGAUAUGCAGGACUCCAAGGGCCAAACUCCACUCCACAUUGCUUGCAAUUGUAAAAGAGAGGAGUUGGCAUCUUUGUUCAUUACUCUAAAGUGCAACCUCGACCUGCAAGAUGUUUCCGGUAAUACUGCAUUGCACCGUGCAGUACGGAUGAACCUAGAGACAGUCGUGUUCAUGAUGUGUGAAAAUGGAGUAAAUGUAAAUGCCACAAACAGUCUACAUUGGACGCCCUUGCAUGAGGCGGCAAGGACCGGUAACGUCAGUAUUCUACGCGUUCUUAUACAACGCGGGGCGAACUUGGAUGCCCAAACACAAAAUAACAUGACGCCUUUUCUUACAGCCUUCUUCUAUUUUAGGAUUGCAUCCAAGGGAAACGCUUACCCAAAUUUGGAUAGUGUUUGGAAGCUGCUGAUCGAGUCGGGAUGUUGCCUUUCAAAGAGUGAUGGACAUUGGACGCCAUUGUCCGCGGCGAUCGCUUGCGAUAAUAGUUUCAUCGCCUCACUACUUCUGUUCAACGGUAGUCAAAUCGACAAAGCGGGACGCUGGGGGCGUGGCCUUCUCCAAGAAGCCUUUUCCUGCAGCGAACCAACGCUUGUUAAGCUCUUAGUACUACUGGGAUACAUCCCUAGCCAAGAUGAGAUCUCCUACUGCUGCAGGCAGCUACCCAUGUACUCCAAGGUUUUUAUGCGGUUACCAGGCCUGGGCUCGGGUCUCCAUCGGGACAGACAAGCCGUGGUCAAGUGGUUGAAGGAGAGAGAGUCCUGCCCACCCUCUUUGUCCGAGUGCUGCAGGGUGUCUAUUCGUCAAGCGAUGAACACUUCCUGCGGGGACAAAUCUAUUGUUGCUCAUAUAAGACGUCUUCCCAUUCCCAACAAACUCAAACAGUAUUUGGCGCUUUCAGAUUUUACUCACUAUCUUGUUGAUUAAAGUAUACACUUGACGUUUUGAUUAAAGUAUACACUUGACGUUUUGAUUAAAGUAUACACUUGACGUUUUGAUGACAAAAACCACAUUCAAAUAUGCCAUAAAAUUACAUUUGAUAAAAUAUGUUUUUGAUUGUUACAAUUUCUUGUUGAUGACCUUUGAACUUACUUUGAAGGCAUUUUAUUUGUGACUUAUUGUUAACACUACAUGGAUCCUGCUUGAUUAUUCAUACUAUUUUUGUUAUUAUCCAUUAUGUUCGCAAAUUUGUUGAGAGAAACAUGUGCAAUAAUAAUCAAACAGCUAUGCAAUAAAAAUUACACCAAAACAAUAAA